Messenger RNA from Phlebotomus argentipes, 969 nucleotides. It is a transcript of the gene PIG-L, whose product is annotated as N-acetylglucosaminyl-phosphatidylinositol de-N-acetylase. Gene Ontology annotation, cellular component: endoplasmic reticulum. The record is from RefSeq and is a predicted model, not a curated record. The transcript has 3 exons. The coding region runs from base 24 to 905 and encodes 293 amino acids. Gene Ontology annotation, biological process: GPI anchor biosynthetic process. Lineage: Eukaryota; Metazoa; Arthropoda; Insecta; Diptera; Psychodidae. Gene Ontology annotation, molecular function: N-acetylglucosaminylphosphatidylinositol deacetylase activity.
GUUAGUGAGUGCGCGAAGUGCCAAUGAAUGUGACUGUCCAGGAGAGCCAAACUGGGCUGUAUGUGAACGCUUUGUUGUCCUACGUGGAAUCUUGGCUAGCCGACGCGCUGGAGCACCUCGUGAUCUCCCUCUUCCUCUACCUCAUCGUCUGCCUGUGUCUCUACCGAUGGAUCUUCCGCCCAGUGAGCUUGAAGCUGCGAUCAGCGCACUUCCCGGAGCGCCACAAGCGGGUUCUCCUUGUCCUGGCGCAUCCGGACGAUGAGUGCAUGUUCUUCGGGCCGACGAUUCUCUCCCUCUGCCGCAGAGCUGACUGCCAAGUGUACCUCCUCUGUCUCUCCAUAGGAGAUCACGAGCAGAAAGGACGCAUCCGGAGGGAAGAACUUUUCCGCUCGUGUCAUAUUCUCAACAUGCGUCCGGAGAACAUUACGAUCAUGAACCUCACGGAGCUACCGGACGAUCCGGGCGUGGAGUGGAAGGUGGGCACGAUCGCGCGACAGAUUGAGCAGAUGGUGGACGCGCUGGAGAUCGAGGCGCUCAUCACAUUCGACCGCGACGGAGUGAGCCAGCAUCCCAACCACACAGCCAUCUUCUACGCCGCCUCCUCGCUCUGUCUCGCCGGAAUGAUGCCAAAUGAUUGCAAAUUUUACACGUUGGAGUCGACAAAUCUGCUGCGAAAGUACAUGCUAGUCCUCGACCUGCCCAUCACGCUGCUCCUGUCCAGGAACUGGUUCGUGCUGCGCUGGUGCGACCGCAGGAUCGUGAUGAGGGCCAUGCAAGAGCACCGGUCGCAGUUCGUGUGGUUCCGGAAGCUCUACAUCCUCUUCUCGCGCUACAUGCUGAUGAAUUCCCUUCGCGAGCUCAGCGUCGCGGACAUUGAGCUGGAAAUGCAACUCGACGACUCAUAAUGCACGGUAUUUUCUGUAGUUUCUCCGUGAAAUGUUAUAUUUUCUCAUGCAAAUACAAUUUCCC